Molecule: messenger RNA, 1122 nt
Organism: Hydatigera taeniaeformis
Lineage: Eukaryota; Metazoa; Platyhelminthes; Cestoda; Cyclophyllidea; Taeniidae
Source: the annotation of a GenBank genome assembly
AUGUUAGAGUCAAUCUUCUUCCUCAGUUACAAUUGCGCACCUCUCUACCUGGAACUUGCCUAUAAUUUUCUAGAACAUGACGAUAUUGUGGAAAUUUCCUAUAAUGGGUCAAAGGAGUCGAGUUAUUCUUCAGAAGAAGUAGUUAUUGAUGUGCCCCUGAUUUUUGAUAAAAGCCAUGUCAAAGUCGAUUCGAAAGUCGAGUCUCCAGCUCCAAUGGUUCCUUUUCCUCUAGAAUGCGUAGAUGUUGUAGAGCCUUUGUGUAGUCGGUCAGUGGAAAUUCGAAAUUCCUCCAAUAAGUCAAGUCUUUCGUCAGAAGAAUUAGCUGUUGAUAAACCACAGAUUUCUGGCAGAUGUAACUUGGAUUCCCAUUCAGGAACUGAAGAACCCUCUCGGCCAGAAGAUGAUGUUCAGAUGGUAUCAUUAAAAACCAUUUCCAAGAUUGAACCAGAAGUUCAUCAUGCCGAGCCUUUAACAACGGUGAAUGGAGAAAAUACUACGGUGGAUGGUAUAGCGAAUGGAGACGAUGGGGAACCCGCUAACAGUAAUAGCACCAGACGAAGCGACAGUCCAGUUGCCAAUCUCUUUCUUCGCAUUGUUGAUUUGAUCGAAAAAAUCAAUGAAAUUACUGGUCGCAUUGGUAAGCUAGGACAAUGCCUCAUUGUUUCUCUUGUCUUAAAGUAUUCUUGGCGUUCUUUGGCCUUUGUCGAUUCUUCCAUAGCUUUGUCUUCUGCCAUAGACGAAGUCCGUCAUUUAAAGAUAACACAUCAAAACUCAUUGCCUUAUGUGUGCUCAUCGCGGCAGGUAGGGAUCAUCCUUUUGAAGGGCUCAACAUUAUUUCUGUUUAGUCUUGAUCCCAACCACAACUAUUUGUCUGAACUGGAAAUGGUUAAAUCUUCAUUAAAGGAAUUAGAGAAAUUAUAUAGUGAAUGUGGGCGAUCGCUUUCUGAAUGUCAAGAAAAGCAUGCAAAGUGUGGGGCUUCGCUGAAAGAAACUAGAAAACAACUGAAGAAUCGGGAUGAGCUUUAUGAGAGCUGUCGAAACAAGCUCCUUGAACUACAGGAAAAGAUUAUAGAUCGCCAGCAGGGUCUGUUUCAACUUCUGUUUUUAUUACACAGCUUUUGA